Molecule: messenger RNA, 2988 nt
Organism: Ciona intestinalis (vase tunicate)
Lineage: Eukaryota; Metazoa; Chordata; Ascidiacea; Phlebobranchia; Cionidae
Source: RefSeq, a predicted model, not a curated record
UGUCGCGUUAUUUGAAUAUCAAUCACCUGGUAAGCGUUAUAGCGGAUGUUGUGUCAUAAUGGACCAAUCAUUUCCGUUUGUGAUGUCAUAAGUGCCUGUCAAGUAAACAAGCCGAGCUAAUUGUUAUAUAGCCACAGUAAUAGCGAUACACAAUUUAUUUAGUAUGUGUUAAAUCAGCAGAAAUCGGACUACAUUUUUAGGACAUUUUUUUAAAUUUGUUCGUGUUAAAAUUGAAAUGCUUCGUCAAGACAGCUGUUAGCGCUCAGUGCACGAGUUUGCGCAAGAGGAAAUUAUAAUUUAUGCUGUAUGUGUACAGUGUCAACUUACAGUUUUAGUCGGAAAAUUUGUACUAAGAUAAUGUUAAGAAAAAUAAGUUUGCUAUUUUUGAUCUUUUGUUUACGCGGCAGAACAUGUUUAUCGGAAAACGCAACCGAAGUGACCGAUGAGGAGCUUGAUAACGUCAUGAGCUACCUUAAAUCGUUCACCUCGCUAACUGUACCUGAGCCUGUAGUCGGUAGCAGCUCUAGUGGGGGCGACGGGCCAGGGAUCGGCGAAAGGAUGUCGAAAAAAGAAUUCGCUGAAUCUCCCGUUUUUAUGGAGAAUGUAAUAAUAGUCCAGGCUUCAGCUGGCAUUCCUCAAACAGGCAAGAUUGACCGUAACUUAAUACAAACGAUGGGAAAAUCGAGAUGCGGGAUGAGCGACCCUCCUCCUCCGGGAAGUGGAGUCGCUUUUUAUACAGAGCAGAGCACCUGGAGAACGAAACGGAACCCAAGGACCCAAAAAUACGAGCUCAAUUAUUCAUUCUUCCCAAACACAUAUCCAAGCGACGGUAGCAUCAGUCGCACUGAUAUAGAGAAGGGUAUAACAGCAGCCAUGUGUUUGUGGGAAAUGAAUUCAAAUGUUCGUUUCACUGGCAACCUUGGGCCAGGUGUUUCCUCUGCCGAUGUCACGAUAUCGUUUGGAAGAAGAGACCAUGGAGAUCCUUAUCCAUUCGACGGCAAAGGAAAAACCCUUGCUCAUGCCUUCUACCCAGAAAGUGGGAAGCUUCAUUUUGAUUUAGACGAACCUUGGUUUCUAUCUAUGAACAAUAACAACCAAAGAAGGAAAAAGGACAUAUUUACAGUGGCUGCCCACGAACUCGGGCAUACGCUUGGUCUGGCUCAUUCUGAAGUCAGAGGUUCACUGAUGGCACCGUACUACCUGUUCACCACGUCAUUUGAAAACUACUUAUUGCCCAGAGAUGACACGUUAGGAAUACAGAGCAUGUACGGCAGGAGAAUAGGAUCGGUAGCCUUGAACGACAGAAACUCAGCAUGUUACCAGCUUCGAAGUUUAUAUGGGGCAGAAACGGCGGGUUCUACACAAACAAAUAGACCUGUACCCCCACCUACGACAACAACAGCAACAACAACCACAACGACUACAACGGCACAGCCAUCACGCAACAACAACAACAACAACGUACCUUCUACUGCAACACUUUGCGUGGACAGGCUGUCCCGAUGCAGCACUUACAAGCGCAAAAGAUAUUGCACCUUACCACAAUACCGCUCAGCAAUGGCAAGACAGUGCCCCAAAACCUGCAACAUGUGUGUUAGAGGUCGAAGUAUUCAGUUAUUCAAGCACAUCAAUUCGACACUGCCAACAAUGGCAAUACCCACCGCUACCACUACUGCGAUAGGCGAAGCCCCAUGCGAGGACAACCCCACGUACGCAGUUUACUGUGCGAGCUGGAAAAGACAGAAGUUAUGUACUCAUCCCCAACAAGUGCGUGCCAUGGCUAACUAUUGCAAGAAAACAUGUGGUCUCUGUCCAGUUGUUGUGGACCACAAACCUUCUCCUGCGGCCAUACCUACUGACUCAGUUUGCAGUAUUACAAAGUUCGAUACCAUUAUGACCCUACGCGCCAACUCUGGACUUUUCUAUGCUUAUUUUUUAAAGGAUGACUAUGUUUUCCCAAUGGAGGUAUCGGUACAACAGGCGGGCUCUUACAGUUUAUUAAACGAAACGUACCAACUUGGUGACAGACUUCGGUGGCGAUAUGACCCUAAGACUAUAAAAAGAGGAAUGAUCAAAUACAACAAAGCGCCUUACUUUACGAGGAGUGGAAAGAUACACGCGCUGAUGAAGGCGCCGUCCUUUAUCCUUGCAUUUGGCGGAAACAACGUAGUGGACGAGUACAGAGAAGACGGCCCACACCACAAUUUUGCUGGAAGGUACUUAGUUGGAGAAGCAUUCACAGGUUACCCACAUCAUACAGUGGAUGCAACGUACACUGAGUACAUGGUUAUAAACAGGGAGGCAGUGUUGGUUUACACUCUGUUUUACGGGGACAAGAUAUGGCAGUUUCAGGAAAGAAAAACGAUACUGGAUUCAGGUAGCAAUCGGAACCGUGUGUUUGAUCCUCUGCCAGGAAGAAGUGGAAUCCUUACAAAGCAAUGGAAAGGAGUAUAUGCUUGUAAUGUAGAUGCAGUUAUAGAAUACCAAAGAAUUCCCUAUUACGUCAAAGGAAAUACUUUCUGGCCAGCAACCAACGAAACAGAAGCGAUAGCAAGAGACCUGACGUAUAAUUUAUUGCGAUGUUGGCGAUAUCCUCCAGAAACACCAGUAGUCCCGAAAAUGUGCGGAAGAUCGGCUUCACCCCGAAACCCAAAUUCGUCUUCUUCAGUCAGAUGCCAAUUCCCACAUUUUGUUAUCGCCUUAAUACUGUUCCUGUUAUUUAACUAAGUUGAAAUUUAUUUAAACUAUAGACAGAUUUUGGUGAAAGAAGAUUUUUUAUCAAAAAAAUUGUUCCUUGUUUCUCUGUAUUAUUAUUUUGCCAAUUUGUCCUAAUCACUGUGUGUCUUGCUCGUAUUUGCGCUUAUAUUUAUCCGUGUUUUAUUUUCUAUAUUCAUGUUAUUAUUAUUUGAUUGGGUGUCCACAGUACUCUUGCUUCUUAACUUGUUGCACAUUCGGAUCUUGUAAAAUAUACAUUCUGAUACAUUUUGA